Messenger RNA from Neogale vison (American mink), 1769 nucleotides. RefSeq names its product solute carrier family 13 member 5 (gene SLC13A5). The transcript has 12 exons. Gene Ontology annotation, biological process: monoatomic anion transmembrane transport; citrate transport. The coding region runs from base 1 to 1716 and encodes 571 amino acids. Gene Ontology annotation, molecular function: succinate transmembrane transporter activity; sodium:dicarboxylate symporter activity; citrate transmembrane transporter activity. Gene Ontology annotation, cellular component: membrane. The record is from RefSeq and is a predicted model, not a curated record. NCBI's taxonomy places the organism in Eukaryota, Metazoa, Chordata, Mammalia, Carnivora, Mustelidae.
AUGGCCUCCCUGCUGAGCUAUGUCUCCAAGUUCAAGUCCUUCCUGAUCUUGUUCCUCACCCCGAUACUGCUGCUGCCACUCGUCAUUCUGAUGCCCGCCAAGUUUGUCAGGUGUGCCUACGUCAUCAUCCUCAUGGCCGUCUACUGGUGCACCGAGGUCAUCCCUCUGGCAGUCACUUCCCUCAUGCCCGCCUUCCUGUUCCCGCUCUUGAAGAUUCUGGACUCCAAGCAGGUGUGUGUCCAGUACAUGAAGGACACAAACAUGCUGUUCCUGGGCGGCCUCAUCAUAGCGGUGGCUGUGGAGCACUGGAACCUGCACAAGAGGAUAGCCCUGCGGACGCUCCUCUGGGUGGGGGCCAAGCCUGCACAGCUGAUGCUGGGCUUCAUGGGUGUCACAGCUUUUCUGUCCAUGUGGAUCAGCAACACGGCUGCCACAGCCAUGAUGGUGCCCAUCGUGGAGGCCAUGCUGCAGCAGAUGGAGGCCACCACCGCCGCUGCUGAGGCCAGCCUGGGAGCCCUGGAGCUGGCAGACAAGGGCAAGGCGGGCACGCUGCCAGGGAGUCAAGUGACCUUCGAAGGCCCCCCUGAGGGCAGGCAGGCUGACAGCGACAGGAGGAGCUUGUGCAAGGCCAUGACUCUGUGCGUGUGCUACGCGGCCAGCAUCGGGGGCACUGCCACGCUGACGGGCACGGGACCCAACAUGGUGCUUCUGGGCCAGAUGCACGAGCUGUUCCCUGCCAGCAAAGACCUGGUGAACUUCGCCUCUUGGUUCGGGUUUGCCUUCCCCAACAUGCUGUUGAUGCUGCUGCUGGCCUGGCUGUGGAUCCAGUGCGUGUUCAUGAGGCUGAGCUUCAAGAAGUCCUGGGGCUGUGGGCUGGAGAGCAGGAACCACGAGAAGGCCGCUUACGAGGUGCUGCGGGAGGAGUACAGGAAGCUGGGACCCUUCUCCUUCGCCGAGGCCAACGUCUUGCUCUGCUUCGUCCUGCUGGUCGGCCUGUGGUUCUCCCGGGACCCCGGCUUCAUGCCUGGCUGGGUGUCGCUGGCCUGGAAAGAGGGCGAGACGAAGUAUGUGUCUGACGCCACUGUGGCCACUUUCGUGGCCACCUUGCUGUUUGUCGUGCCUUCGCAGAAGCCCCAGUUCAGCUUCCGCGGCCAGACCGAGGAGGAAAGGAAAGCUCCGUUUUACCCCCCUGCGCUGUUGACCUGGAAGGUGAUCCAGGAGAAAGUGCCCUGGGGCAUCGUGUUGUUGCUGGGGGGCGGCUUUGCCCUGGCCAAAGGAUGUGAGGCCUCGGGACUGUCUGAGUGGAUGGGGAAGCAGAUGGAGCCCUUGCGCUCUGUGUCCCCCACAGCCGUCACCUUGAUCCUGUCCCUGCUUGUCGCCGUGUUCACUGAGUGCACAAGCAACGUGGCCACCACCACCCUGUUCCUGCCCAUCUUUGCCUCCAUGUCCCGUACCAUCGGCCUCAACCCGCUCUACGUCAUGCUGCCCUGCACACUGAGCGCGUCCUUUGCCUUCAUGCUGCCUGUGGCCACCCCGCCCAACGCCAUCGUGUUUGCCUACGGACAUCUCAAGGUUUCAGACAUGGUGAAAACGGGACUCAUGAUGAACGUAAUUGGAGUCCUCUGCGUGUUUCUGGCGGUGAACACCUGGGGACGGGUCAUUUUUGACUUGGAUCAUUUCCCUGACUGGGCUAACGUGACCAACAUUGAGACCUAGGGAGAGACGCACAGCACAGCCUGGCCCACCGCCCCGCCCCCGCCCUCCUGAGG